Melospiza melodia melodia is the source of this 1286-nucleotide messenger RNA. It is a transcript of the gene PJVK, whose product is annotated as pejvakin. The transcript has 7 exons. Gene Ontology annotation, cellular component: cytoplasm. NCBI's taxonomy places the organism in Eukaryota, Metazoa, Chordata, Aves, Passeriformes, Passerellidae. The record is from RefSeq and is a predicted model, not a curated record. The coding region runs from base 1 to 1182 and encodes 393 amino acids. Gene Ontology annotation, biological process: programmed cell death.
AUGUUUGCUGCUGCAACCAAAAACUUCGUUAAACAGGUUGGUGAUGGAGGAAGAUUAGUUCCCGUGCCCAGCCUCAGUGAAGCUGACAGAUACCAACCUCUGAGCCUUGUGAUUAAAAAAAGAAAAUGUUUGCUUUCGAAAAAAUCUAAAUUUGCUUCAACACCUUUCACAUUAAAAGACAUUCUUCAAGGGGAGAAAGAAAUUUCUGCAGGAGAAGUCAGCUGGCUUGUCUUCAAUGAAAAAAAAAUCAAAAAUCUCAUCAAAAAGUCUGAGAAAAAGACUUUUCAUCAUCACACAAAGGUUAUCUUCUUUUACUCAGGUGUCUCGUCUUACCAGUUGCUCAACUAUGAAGACAAAUCAGAUGUUUCACUUAACGGCAGAAGAGGAAAUCAGAUAAUGAAUGAUGUUGGUUUUGAUGUUGCUGGAUCAGAUUCUAUUGCCUUUAAAGCUUCAUUUGGCAUAGUGACCAAACAUGAAGUUGAAGUACCAACAUUACUGAGAGAACUUACUACAAGAAAAAUAAACUUUGAUCAUUGUCUAGUCCAUCAAUCAAGAAAAAGUAGGAUGGAAAUUUUGUGUGUGGUCAUGGAAAGUAUUCGAACUACAAGGCAGUGCUCAUUAACUGUCCAUACUGGAAUGCGUGGAGAGACAAUGAGGUUUCACAUAAUUGAAGAUCAGAAUUCUAAAGGGCGGGACAAAGCCAUUGUUUUUCCUGCACAUACAACUAUUGCUUUUAGUGUAUUUGAACUCUACAUUCAUUUGGAUGGUAAUUUCGAACUCUGUGUGACUCCAAUUGCAAAAGGAGGAUUUGAAAGAGAGAAAUCUGGAUCAUCUUCACUGACCAAAUUCAGGAGAUUAAAGAAUAAUCUCUUUCAUCGAAAUAAAGGAGUAGUGGAAAUCGUUGCUAACUCUGAUCCUUACUUGGAGGACCUUUUUACAGAUUAUUAUGAAAAAGCUGCAAGCAUGACUGAUCUCUCUACAAGCUAUCUCAGAGACGGUUCUCAUAUCCGAAUUAAUUUACUUAAUAACAACAUCCCCAAAGGCCCCUGUGUCCUCUGUGGAAUGGGAAGUUCAAAAAGGGAGACAGUCUAUGGAUGCCUGGAGUGUUCUUUCAAUGGACAGAAGUAUGUACGACUGCAUGCCGUGCCCUGUUUUGACCUCUGGCAUAAGAGAAUGAAGUAACUGAUCUGGGUAAGUGCCUGUUAUCACAGACAUGGGCAUAACUGUGCCACAAACUUUUCAGAGUUAGCAAAUAUGUCUCCAAUUGUGACAUGCAAAACAGUGAA